Molecule: messenger RNA, 4100 nt
Organism: Aspergillus campestris IBT 28561
Lineage: Eukaryota; Fungi; Ascomycota; Eurotiomycetes; Eurotiales; Aspergillaceae
Product: Elongator subunit IKI3
Exons: 7
Coding region: 1-3963 (1320 amino acids)
Biological process (GO): tRNA wobble base 5-methoxycarbonylmethyl-2-thiouridinylation
Cellular component (GO): cytosol; elongator holoenzyme complex
Molecular function (GO): tRNA binding
Source: RefSeq, a predicted model, not a curated record
AUGCGCAAUUUGAAAAACGUGCGCCUCGCCGAGGUGCACCUACAGAACAGCCUUCCUCUCACAGCGACCGCAUGGGAUACAGCUUCGGACGCCCUCGUCUGCACGUUCGGACCGACCCCCGAGACAGCGAUUAUCGAGCUGCGAAGAAAGCGACAAGACGCCUGUUUUUCCGAGCCCGUCUCCGCAACCGAAUUCGAAGUGAUCGCAUCAUGGGACGCGCCCUGUCCACUCCCAGAUCUACCCUGCGACCGUGUCCUCUCGCUGCAGUAUUUUGCAGACAAUCUGACAGCCUGUCUCGUGCUGGAAGGAGGCGAUAUCAUCAUCGUCCGCGAGGAGCCUCUGCCCGGGGAGGACAAGAUCGAGAUACUGGGUUCGGUCGAUGUGGGGAUCACUGCGGCGGCGUGGUCUCCCGAUGAAGAGCUCCUAGCGCUGACGACUCGCGCCAAUACUCUGUUGUACAUGACGCGGGAGUUUGAGAAUGUCGCGGAGAUUACGUUCACCCCCGACGACCUCCAGGCGUCGCAGCAUGUCUCUGUGGGUUGGGGUAAGCGUGAGACGCAGUUCCAGGGAAAGCGAGCCAAGGCGCUCCGGGAUCCGACUGUGCCAGAGAAGGUGGAUCAAGGAAAUCUCAGCAGCAACGACGAUGGCAAGACCACCAUUACUUGGAGGGGAGACGGCGCCUACAUCGCGGUCAACAGCGUCGAGACGGGUGCCCGCCGUGCCGUUAGGGUGUACUCGCGCGAGGGAAGCUUGGACAGUGUGAGUGAACCUGUUGAUGGUCUAGAGGGCGCUCUCAGCUGGAGGCCUUCCGGCAACUUGAUCGCAGGGAUCCAGCGAUUGGAUGAUAGGGUUGAUGUCGUCUUUUUCGAAAGAAAUGGUCUGCGUCACGGGCAAUUCACUCUCCGCGUCACCGAAGAAGAGAGAUCGUCGUCGUGGGCGUCGGAUAUCCAGCUGAACUGGAAUGUUGACUCGACGGUACUGGCGGUCCAAUUCCGGGACCGGGUUCAGUUCUGGACUGUCGGCAAUUACCAUUACUACCUGAAGCAAGAGAUCUUUGUGGUCGUGGAUCCGGAAUAUUCGCAUCCCUUUGCCUUCAAGUGGCACCAGGAGAAGGCGUUGCGAUUUGUUGCGGCUGCCUCCGCAUCAAUCCUGGACGUAGAUUUCGUCUUUGACGUGUCUCAUGGGUCGACCGUGGCACCGGAAGAUGUUGGCGCUACAGCAGUCAUUGAUGGAAAAACCUUGAAGUUGACGCCGUUGCGGCUAUCGGGCGUCCCACCCCCCAUGGCGCACAACGAGCUGCCACUGGACUCAAACGCCAUCGACGUCGCAUUCAGCAAGUCGGGCACCCGUAUCGCGGUGCUCAUGAACGACUGCUUUGCUGUAUAUCUCUGGUCGCUGAAGACUCGCCCCGUGGUCACCCCGAUCCUAGAGUCUAGUUAUCCGCUGUCGGAUGCUCGCGAUAGUCGGCCUCGCCAGAUCGCUUUUCUCAACGAGACCGAGGUCUACGUCCUCAGGAGUAGCGGGCCCAACAAGACCGGUAUCGAGCGGACUACGUUGGAGAACCGAACGACUCAGAUGGCGUACGAAACGGCGGGCUCGGAGCAGCUGUUUUCGAUUUUCUCUUCUCUUGGACAUGAGGCUCUGUGGUUCUCUCAUGUUCGCCAGCCUGGUCAACCGAUUACCUACUCGAACAUCACAGUGUCUCCGCAAGAUGAGUUUGUCCUCUCUAACUGGGAGCAGAGUCCAUCGGCAGAUACCUAUUGGGCCAAGGCGGUUCGAAUCUCUGAAGAGGAGGUCAUCUUGAUCUCCUUGACCAGGACCGGUGCACUAUACGCCAACAAGACCCUUCUCGCCAAAAACUGCACCUCCUUCCUCCUCACACAAUCUCACGUCCUCUUCACUACUUCGCAGCACCUGCUCAAAUUCGUCCACUUGACUCAGCCAGAGGAUAUGGAAGUCCCUCCAGAUACCCCCGAGACAGACGAGCGCUGUAGAAGUAUUGAGCGCGGAUCACGCUUGGUGUCUGUCAUCCCUUCCACCUUUUCCGUCACUCUACAGGCGCCUCGUGGUAACAUUGAGACGGUAUACCCACGGGCUCUCGUCCUUGCGGGGAUCCGAUACUUCAUUGACAACAAAGACUACCGACGAGCAUUUCUCACUUGCCGUAGUCAGAUGGUGGAUAUGAAUAUUCUCCACGACUAUGCGCCCCAGCAGUUCAUGGACAAUGUUCAGCUUUUCGUGGACCAGGUCAAGAAGGUCGAUUUCAUCGAUGAAUUUAUUUCUCGCCUGAGCGACGAGGAUGUCUCGCAAACCCUCUACAAAGACACCCUUAAGCUACCCCAGACAACCUCUCCCGCCGGGGUGGAAACUGCCAGCGCCCCGAAAGUCCCAGUCAAAGGCAGCAAGAUCAACCGGAUCUGCGACGCCUUCCUUUCGACUCUCGAGAAGCGACUGGAUACCAAUCUGCACAACCUUAUCACCGCACAUGUUUGCAAAUUCCCUCCUGACCUCGAGAGCGGUCUUCAGCUGGCUGCUCGCCUGAGAGAACAAGCACCCGAGCAAGCGGACGACGCGGUUGAACACAUGUGCUUCUUGACCGACGCCAAUCGUCUAUACGAUAACGCACUGGGUCUCUACGACUUAGAGCUCACAUUGAUGGUCGCGCAACAAGCCCAGCGGGAUCCUCGAGAAUACCUCCCCUUCCUACGGAAGCUCCAGCAGAUGCCCGAGCUGCGACGACAGUUCGAAAUUGAUAACUAUCUCGGGCGCUGGGCCAAGGCCCUUCACAGUCUCCACAAGCUCAACGCGGACGACGAACUCCGGUCGUAUGCCGUCAAGCACGUGCUGUACAAAGACGCCAUCGACGUCUACAAGUACCAGCCGGAGCAGCUGCACGAGAUCACCCGCCUCUACGGCGACUAUCUCCACGACCAGUCCAAAUUCAAAGAAGCAGGCAUCGCCUACGAGUCCCUCGCCCUCUACACAGACGCAUAUCAAGCCUACCAACUAGCCCACCUCUGGCGCGAAUCCAUCUACUGCGCGACGAUGGUCCCCCUCUCCCCGGACGAGCUAUCCGCCCACGCGCUCACACUCGCCACAACCCUCGUCGAAGAAAGCCGCGACUACAUCUCCGCUGCCCAAAUCCACGCGGACCACCUACACGACAUCCCAACCGCCGCCCGCCUCCUCUGUCGCGGCUCCCGCUUCGCAGACGCGACGCGCCUCCUCGCCCUGCACAACCAGCAGUCCCUCCUCGCCGACAUAAUCGACAGCGGCCUCGCCGACGCAAUGGGCACAAUGACGGACCUCCUCGCGGACUUCCGCACCCAGCUCAACACCCAAGUGCCCCGCAUCCGCGAACUGCGCAUCCGCCGCAUCACCGACCCCCUCGCCUACUUCGGCGGCGACCCCACAUCCGGCGACAUGGGCGCCGACAUCCCGGACAACGUGUCCCUCGCCCCCACAAACGCAUCCACCCUCGCCGGCCGGAGCAUGUUCACGCGAUACACGGGCAACACGGGGCGCACGGGCCGAACAACCAGUACGCAGCAGACCGCCAAAGCGCGGCGCAAGGAAGAGCGCAAACGCGCGACAGGCAAGAAGGGCACCGUCUACGAGGAAGAGUAUCUUGUGAACAGCGUGCGGCGGCUGAUCGAGCGUGCGAAUGCGACGGUCGCGGAGGUUGAGAACCUUGUCUUUGCGCUGCUGCGGAGGGGUAUGCGGGAGCGCGCUGCUGCCGUUGAGAAGACCAUGGGGGAGGUGUUGAAGCUGUGUGGUGAUUGUCGGGAGGAGGUGUUUGAGAUGGCUGGUGCUGGUGGUGGUGAUGUGCCGGCACAUGCUGGGGGUGGUGGUUAUCCGGAUGGUGGUGGGUUCCCUGAUGGUGGUGCGGCUGGUCUGGAAGGGAAACCGCGGACGGAUGUCCCGGUUGUUAAGGAGUUGAAGGUGUCUGCGUUGUUGAAUUAGUUGUGUUGUUGAAUUGGCCGAAUUGUUGAAUUGGGAUAGGGAGAAAGGCCUGGGGAUCUGGGUUGACUACAUUCCCGAUAUAUAACUAUAGACAUGGGGAAAGAAAAAGUAAAGUAUAGCGAUUGACGCAUUGAAUG